AUGCCUUUCAUCAUGGUCAACUGGUUGCCCAAGGCUUGCAGGAACGCUGCUGUCAGGAAGGAGGUGGCGGAUGCUAUCAUCAAGGCAGUGACGUCAGUGAAGAGCGCCGACAUCUCCCCGGACAAGGUUGUGGUCAGGUUCGCCGAGGCCGUGGACGGGUUUCCCUUGCCCGCUGGGCAUACGCAUCUCAACGUCAACGAGCCCGUGAAGGAGGAGAAGAAGUGA
Messenger RNA from Guillardia theta CCMP2712, 225 nucleotides. RefSeq lists its product as hypothetical. The record is from RefSeq and is a predicted model, not a curated record. Bases 1 to 225 code for a protein of 74 amino acids. NCBI's taxonomy places the organism in Eukaryota, Cryptophyceae, Pyrenomonadales, Geminigeraceae. The transcript has a single exon.